AUGUAUCGAAAUGGCAGCUGUGCUGUUGAUGCUGUGCCUCGAGAUGGCUUCCAAAACUACCCCCGACCGACGGAUUACCACGGUCGAGAACGCAGAUACACUACACCGUACUACCGCCAAUCCACACGUUUUGAUUCCGUAACGACUGAUAAUCGGUCAAAACACAAAAACACCAAACGCCGCCUCCAAGCUGCUUAUUCCAUAGAGGGCAAACGCCGUCUCCAAGCCGCCGAGUCCAUAGAGAGCAAACGCAGCCUCCAUUAUUCUGUUGAGGGCUUGGACGUUGCAUGCCCUCGGCUUCAGAACCCCGCCUCAUCGCUUGGCCCAGAUGCCGGAUGGAUGACUGAUGAAGAGGCCAGUCGGAGGGUGGAGAGGUGCUUCAAGAAGAGGCAGAAUCACGUCCAGGGACGGAUCUUGCGGAAGCUACUAAAUUGCGAGCUGGCACUCGAGCAGGAAUCGCUAGACCGCAUCCGCUUCGCUGCGGACUACGUUCUCUUCGACGGCAUGCUCCGCGGAAAAGUCAAGUGGAGGUGGUCGAAGGAAGGCGAUGAAGGGUACGAGAACGAGCUACUAGGCUCGACGACGCCGCAGUAUUCACCGGAGACGGGCAUCGAGGCCCGGAUUGUGCUGUCACGGCCUCUCCUGCUGUCCGGUAGGUACAGCCAGGACCUGCUCCUCUCGACCUUCCUCCACGAGAUGGUGCACUGCUACCUCUUCAUCUGCUGCGGCGAUCAGGCACAGAAGGACGGCGGGCACACUCCUGGAUUCCAACAGAUUGUGCAGCUCAUCAACGGCUGGACCGGGAACUCGCGCCUGCGCCUCUGCAGCAUGAAGGCGGACCUGGACCACUUCACGGUCGGGUCGGAGGACUUGUCCCGCUGUCCUGUGGCGGAGGAUAUCGCCUACGAGCCGUCGUCUACCAGCCAGUAUGUGGACUUCGGCGACUGCACCUUUGUGUGCGGUUCGGGCCAACAUACGUUAUCGCUAGGAAAUGGAGAUUCGCUGCUGGGGUUUGAGGAGAUUCACAGGAACGUCUCACUGCCCCCAUUGGCAUAUGUUAGCAUGCAAGAGCGGAUGAUGCAGGCGCUGGGUGGAUCGGUUAGCAUGCCUAUCCUCGUUGAAUGA
This is a messenger RNA of Pseudogymnoascus verrucosus, 1125 nucleotides long. RefSeq lists its product as uncharacterized. Lineage: Eukaryota; Fungi; Ascomycota; Leotiomycetes; Thelebolales; Thelebolaceae. Bases 1 to 1125 code for a protein of 374 amino acids. The transcript has a single exon. The record is from RefSeq and is a predicted model, not a curated record.